ACUCCAUAUGGCGGUAUGUUCCUGUCCCGCGUUUUGAAUGAUAAGCGAAGAAGAACAACUUCCGCUUUUGAGGCUCAUAUUGACCGGAAAAAAACAAAGCCGGACAAGCUCAGAGGAGGGAAGAAUUACGGGGCUGCUGCCGCAAGUGGCAUCGAUACCCGAUUGUGUGUGCAGCAGCAUCCGAAGCACAAAGUGAUCACCAUCAUGAUGACAACUAAAAGACUAGACAAUUUUGAGGUGGUGUGUGAGUGGGCUUCAUGCAACUUCAAGGGCCACACCAUGGAGGAGCUAAGCGAUCACAUGUCUCUGCAUUUAAAGGACUACCUGGGAGACAACGAUGCCUUAGAGGAGCUGGAUGAGUAUGCUUGUCUGUGGAAUGGGUGUGAAUUUCUAUCCAUGGGUAGCCCUGCAGAGCUGGAGGUCCAUGCUUACUUCCACAACUACCACGGGAAGCUCAAGUUCGUUGGGUCACAGCUGCUCAGGUCUCGUCCUGAUCUGCCUAGCUGCAACCAGGGCAUACACAGCAACAACCUGGUUCCCGAAGGAUCAGACGGAUACGUUUGUCAGUGGGAGCACUGCGAUAGUACGUUUAACAAUCCUGAGUGGUUCUACCGACAUGUGGACAAUCAUGUUGAAAGUGCCGAGCCGCAGUCUCUCGCACAACAACAGCAGGCUCUCUUCUGCCACUGGACAGGCUGCGAUGCCUUCUUCAAGAUCAGGUACCGUUUGAGAGAACACAUGCGGAGCCACACUCAGGAGAGACUUGUGGCCUGUCCAACAUGUGGCAGCAUGUUCUCCAGCAACACAAAAUUGUUUGACCACCUGCACAGACAGGCCGAGCCAGUAGAGUCGCUGGUAUGUGAACAUUGUGGCAAAGCUUUUUCCAGUGAGAGACUCCUGAGGGAUCAUGUUCGUCAGCAUGUCAAUCAGGUGAAGUGUCCCUUCUGUGACAUGACCUGCACCACGCUGGCAGCUCUGAAGAUCCACAUCAGGUUCCGUCACUGUGAUGAGCGGCCCUUCCCAUGUGACUUCUGUGACAAGAGAUUUAAGAACCAGCGUGAUCUACAGAAACACACAGAGGUUCACAAUGAGGGCACCGUGUACCACUGCACAGUGGAGGGUUGCGAUUAUUCCUGUCACACGUUCCAAACCAUGAGCCACCACUUCAAGAGAGUGCACGAGGUCGGGGGGAUGUCCAAAUAUAAAUGCCAUAUCUGUGAUAAGGUCUUCUCCUGGUGUUACACUCUCACACUUCACCUUCGCAAGAAACAUGAGCUGAAAUGGCCGUCCGGACAUUCCCGCUUUAGAUACAGGAAGGAUGUAGAUGGCUUCCUAAAAGUAAAUAUGGUGCGGUUUGAGACCGUAGAAGUAACGAAGGAGAUCAUGAAGAACAUGGCCAAAAAGCCGCAGAGCCUUCGGAAAAGUCAGAGAACCAGCGGCCGGAACAAGAGGGCCACGGUGGCACCGGAGAGCGGCCGAAGCUCUCCUGCAGGAUCCUCCUCGCCCUCCUCCAGCUCCACCUCCUCAUACUCCUCGGAGCUCUCUGGAGGUGAAGACGUUUCGGCUCAGCCCAGCCCCAGGGGCAGUGACUCUCCGGUCUACUGCGUCAUGAGCACCAUCCCUCACAUUGAGGAGGAGCCUGGAGGAUUAGCCCAGGAGGACUGUGAUGGGAGUCGGGCGUCUGGAGCGGUGCAGGCCCUGACGGAGGUCGCGAGGGGCCUGGGCAUGGACGUAGUGUGAUUUGUCCACGAUGCACUGCAUCACGCAUCCGCUGUCAGCUCUCUUUUAGCUAUUACGCAAUUAAAUUGGUUUGCCUGAUGCAGUGUAUUUUGCUACCGAGCUGUCGGUGGAGACAUACUGGAUCUAUUUUUUCUAGGCAAAGCUCUCUCAUGUUCUCCAGUGUUUUUAGAGUAGAGACCACACUUUCAUUAUAGCAGCUCCAAUGCUUCAGCGCGGCUUUUUGCCGGGUCCCUUUAAUGUGACGUGUCCCUGUGUCUUAACGCCUGUAAGACACAGGUUCAUUGUUCCUGACGAAGCUUAUGCGAAAGCGCUAAAGGCACAGUCUGACAUUGUUCUUCACACACCAUGUUCAGCUUUUGAUUUUUUUCUUCAUGUUUCCCUAUAAAGGACUUCAAAAGAUGUUAUUUUUUAUUGUGGCCUGGAAAUGUUGCUUAAUUUUAUUGUUACAAAUUUAAAAUACAUUUUUGAUACAAAAGGAAA
Molecule: messenger RNA, 2220 nt
Organism: Scatophagus argus
Lineage: Eukaryota; Metazoa; Chordata; Actinopteri; Scatophagidae
Exons: 10
Coding region: 16-1740 (574 amino acids)
Biological process (GO): anatomical structure development; regulation of transcription by RNA polymerase II
Molecular function (GO): RNA polymerase II cis-regulatory region sequence-specific DNA binding; DNA-binding transcription factor activity, RNA polymerase II-specific
Source: RefSeq, a predicted model, not a curated record